Lonchura striata (white-rumped munia) is the source of this 3212-nucleotide messenger RNA. RefSeq names its product glucocorticoid modulatory element binding protein 1 (gene GMEB1). Lineage: Eukaryota; Metazoa; Chordata; Aves; Passeriformes; Estrildidae. The record is from RefSeq and is a predicted model, not a curated record. Gene Ontology annotation, biological process: regulation of transcription by RNA polymerase II. Gene Ontology annotation, molecular function: RNA polymerase II cis-regulatory region sequence-specific DNA binding. Gene Ontology annotation, cellular component: nucleus.
CUCCCCGCGCCAGAUAUCCUGGCGAAGCUCUGCCGUCUCUCGAGGGUCCCGGGUGGCUCUGUUUGUCCCCCGGAGCGGGAUGAGGCGCGGGAAACCACGGGAGUCCCAUUCCUGGAGCCGGGUGGGCGCGUGGUCCCUGUGUCGUCGGCUCACCAGGGAGGAAAAAACCUUGCCGGGUUCAUGUGAGAGAUGGCGAAUGCCGAGGUGAGCGUCCCUGUGGGUGAUGUGGUGGUUGUACCAAGUGAUGGCAAUGAAGGGGAGAACCCGGAGGAUACCAAAACCCAAGUGAUCUUGCAGCUCCAGCCAGUGCAGCAAGGGAUUUACCAAGAGGGCUCCGAGGCCAGCGCCGCUGUGGUGGCCGUGGAAACCCACACCAUCCACAAGCUGGAAGAAGGGAUUGACCCCAGCACCCUUGAAACGAGUGAGGAAAUUGAGAUCGCCUAUCCCAUCACCUGUGGGGAGAGCAAAGCCAUCCUUCUCUGGAAGAAGUUUGUCUGUCCAGGAAUUAAUGUCAAGUGUGUGAAGUUCAAUGACCAACUGAUUAGCCCAAAGCACUUUGUUCACCUGGCUGGGAAGUCUACCCUGAAGGAUUGGAAGAGAGCCAUUCGUCUCGGAGGAAUCAUGCUAAGGAAAAUGAUGGAUUCUGGGCAGAUUGACUUCUACCAGCAUGACAAAGUUUGUACCAACACCUGUCGAAGCACCAAGUUUGAUCUCCUGAUCAGUAGUGCCAGAGCACCAGUGCCAGGGCAGCAGAGCGUGGUGCAGACUCCAACCUCAGCUGAUGGGAGCAUCACCCAGAUUGCGCUGUCAGAGGAGAGUAUGGAGGAGGGGAUAGAGUGGAACUCGGCUCUGACAGCUGCUGUCACCAUGGCCACUGAGGAAGGCAUGAAAAAGGACAUGGAUGAGAUUUCAGAGGACACGCUGAUGUUCUGGAAAGGAAUAGCUGAUGUGGGGCUGAUGGAAGAGGUAGUGUGCAACAUCCAAAAGGAAAUAGAAGAAGUCCUAAGAGGUGUGCAGCAGCGGUUGGGUCAGGCUCCCUUCCAGAUGACAGAUGCUGCAGUCCUGAACAAUGUCGCCCAUACAUUUGGCUUAAUGGACACAGUCAAGAAGGUACUGGACAACAGGAAAAACCAGACAGAGCAAGGAGAGGAACAGUUUCUUUACACACUGGCAGACCUGGAGCGGCAGCUGGAAGAACAGAAGAAACUUGCCAAGGACCAGAAGGCCAAGUCCCAAACUAUCCAGAAUGUGGUGCUGAUGCCUAUGAGCACUCCCAAGCCUCCCAAGAGACCCCGUCUGCAGCGCCCAGCCUCCGCUACCAUCCUUAGCCCCUCCACCCCAAUCCAGCAGCCUCAGUUCACUGUCAUCUCCCCCAUCACCAUCGCACCCGUUGGACAACAGUUCUCAGUGGGCAACAUCCCAGUGGCAACCCUCAGCCAAGGCUCCAGCCCAGUGACUGUUCAUACCUUGCCAUCUGGCUCCCAGCUCUUCCGAUAUGCCACCGUGGUUUCAUCCUCCAAGACCAGUUCCUCGGACACCGUUACCCUGCACCCGUCCUCCAGCCUGGCACUGCUGAGCUCAGCAGCCAUGCAGGACACUGGGGCCCUGGCGAAUGUGGCAACCAUGGUCAACCCUGUGGAACUGGUGGCCAUGGAGUCUGGCAUCACUUCCACCAUCCAAGCUGUGGAAAGCACCUCGGACGAUGGGCAGACCAUCAUAGAGAUCGACCCGGCGCCAGAUCCUGAGGCAGACACAGAUGAAUCAGAGGGCAAAGCUGUGAUCCUGGAGACAGAGCUGAGGACUGAGGAGAAAGUGGUGGGAGAUGUGGAAGACCAUCAGCACCAGGUCCAUAAUGUGGAGAUUGUGGUCUUGGAAGACUAAUGGGGAAGGCAAGCAUCGGUUAGGGGAAGAGCUGGGAAUUUGUUUUAUUUCAGGCUUUUUUGUUAAGUGUCUUUUCCAGCCACCCCAUUUAUUACUAUGGAUAUUUUCAUUGUACUGUAUAUUUUAUAUAUAUAUAUAUAUAUAUAUAUAUAUAUAUAUAUAUAUAUAUAUAUAUAUAUAUAUUUUUUUUUUUUUUUUUAUAAAACAAAGCUGGAGAAACACGUGAGACUUGGAUAAGGCUCCGUCUCCAUUGAGCACUGAACAAUACCGCUUGUGGCAGGGUGAAGGAGAGACUGGAUCUCUGCUGGACAACCCAACCAGGAGGAACUAGCCAUGCCUCAGUGCUUCUGCUCCAGGGCUGCCCUGGCCCGGAGACUUUAUUUGAGAGACAAUAACACUUGAGUGUGGAUGUGGCUGUGAGAAGGGGUGACAGAUUUGGGGUGGAACAGGUACCUCAUUUGUAUUUUUAUUUUCCCCAGGGAAAGGGAAUUCUGUCAGACCCUUAAUUGUCACCUCAAAUGGAAUUCUUUUAUUAUUUUUCUUUCUUUGGGGAGGCUGACAGUACAAUGAAUUUACUGUCCAUAUUCUCCUCCUCCACACAAAAUUGUUUUUAUAUCUCUAUCUUUUUGUAUUUGUUUGCUCUCUCCCUUCCCUUGUCCAGAGCUCUCAGCUGCAAAACCAUGGGACCUUCUCUCAGGGUCCCUGUAUCCCAAUCCCUCCUCUUCCCAUGGCACUUUUCCCCCAUCCCUUUCCCUGCCUGGUAAGAUUUGGUGAUGCGAACACUGCUUGAAGACUCCAAGAUCACUUCAGCAUUUUGUAUAAGGCAAAAAAUAUUAACUCAAGCUCAAACUCAGAUCAUCCCCCUUGGCUGCUCAGCACCACAGGGACCUUUCAGGGUGUACAAAGCAUGUUGUGCUAUUGCUUUCUGGGAGAGCCAGAUUUUGGAUCAGGACAGCUUCUGUUUACACGGUGUACUGAGGCUGCUCCGUGCUUGUCGCUACUUGUUUGGUGGUUUUAUUUUUGUAUUAUUUUUUCUUCUUUCUUCCUGUUAUCUCUUGGCAGGGUUAGAACUGGCACAUUCUUGAAAUAUGGUGCACCCCACUGUUUUCCCACUUUCCCUCUUUUUUUUCCGUGGUUGGAGAUCCAUUUGGGCUUUGCCACGCUGGGAAAAUGGAGGGGAAAAGCACCAGGUGGCUUCAGAGAUGCAGAGGUUUGGGAGGCUGGGAGCUGCUUGGCUGGAAAUAUUAAGCAAAGGAAAUACACCUGCGGAGGGUGUGGGGAGGGCAGGAAGAUGUGUCUGGCUAUUUUUUUGCAUUAAAAGGAAAAACGGA